Messenger RNA from Paramecium tetraurelia, 198 nucleotides. RefSeq lists its product as uncharacterized. The record is from RefSeq and is a predicted model, not a curated record. The transcript has 2 exons. Lineage: Eukaryota; Ciliophora; Oligohymenophorea; Peniculida; Parameciidae.
AUGUGUAAAAGCAAAGCGAAGGGGUAAAAGUGCUACAUUAUAUAGGGUUAUGAAUUAUGCAUCACUAGGCUUAGAUUUAUUUAAGUGUAUACCAUAUUUAGCUCUACUGCUUAGCAUUUUGCAUUUUUUACAAGGAGAUAUAUCAAGCUAAGCUUGAUAAUUGUUACAAGAAUCGUGAUCAAACAGAAGUUACCUUGA